AUGGCCGUCCCGCAGACCAUCAAGCUCACGUACUUCAACCUCGCGGGCCGAGCCGAGAUUGCGCGCCUCGCCUUUCACAUUGGCGACGUUGCCUUUGAGGACGAGCGCAUCUCCCGCGAUGCGUUCGCUGCGCUCAAGCCGUCGCUGCCAUUCGGCCAGCUCCCGAUCUUGACAGUCGACGGUAAAGCCUUUGCGCAGUCGAGUGCGAUCGCUCGCUUCGCCGGCGCGCGCUCAGGCCUGUACCCGACGGACCCGAUCGCGGCGCUGCAGGUAGACGAGAUCCUCGAGCAUGCCAAAGACAUAUUCGACGUCCUUGUGCCCACGCUGCGAGAGCCGGACAAGGCGAAGCGGCUUGCGAUGCGCCAGGAGCUAACGGAGCGCAAGGUGCAGCCCAUGUGCGCCGCCUUGGAAGCGCGCGUCGCGUCGACGAAGGCGCCGAUCGGGGAUUUUGUGCUCGGCCACGCCCUUUCGCUCGCCGACUUGGAGCUCUACUUGACCCGCGGCCUCUUUACGUCCGGCUGGUUCGAAGGCGUGCCCCCGACGCUUUGUGACGACCACGCCGCGUGGUCUCGAAUCGCGGCAGCCGUCGCGAAGCACCCUAAAGUGCAGAGCUGGCAGCAGCGAGCCACGACAGCCUAA
This is a messenger RNA of Saprolegnia diclina VS20, 639 nucleotides long. RefSeq lists its product as hypothetical. NCBI's taxonomy places the organism in Eukaryota, Oomycota, Saprolegniomycetes, Saprolegniales, Saprolegniaceae. Gene Ontology annotation, biological process: glutathione metabolic process. The transcript has a single exon. Bases 1 to 639 code for a protein of 212 amino acids. Gene Ontology annotation, molecular function: glutathione transferase activity. The record is from RefSeq and is a predicted model, not a curated record.